Molecule: messenger RNA, 609 nt
Organism: Linum tenue
Lineage: Eukaryota; Viridiplantae; Streptophyta; Magnoliopsida; Malpighiales; Linaceae
Source: the annotation of a GenBank genome assembly
AUGGCCGCCGCCGUUCCUCUCCUCACGCCGCCGAUCUUAUCCAGAUCCACCACCGCUUCCGCUUCUCCCUCGCCCAAAUUUCCCUUCCCAGUCGUCCCCUCCAGAACCCCAUCCCGCCCAAUUUUCACAACCACGAGGCUCAACGUCUCGUCUCCGGCGAACAAGCCGCCUGUCAGCACUUCGUCCAAGCCCACCGCCCAGAAAAAGCAGCCGACGGAGGAAGUGAUAUAUUUCGACGGCGGCGCCCACUACGGCGACCUGGCUGCCAACCUGCUUCUGGGAUUCACCCUGUUCUGGCUGCCGCUGACCCUGGCGGCGGUGUCGAGGGCGUUCAAUCUCAGGUACCGGUUCACGAACCUCCGGGUGACGGUGAUAUCGGGCCUGACCGGUCAGGACCGGAGCGAUUUCUCGUACAAGGUGAUAAAGGACGUGCAGGUGGUGCCGCGGUUCAUCGGCGAGUGGGGGGACGUGAUUAUCACGCUCAGAGACGGGACGAAGGUGGAUCUGAGAAGCGUCCCCAAGUUUCGAGAAAUCGCCAAGUACUGCCUUUCCAUGGUGGAGCAGCCGUCGGCGGCUGAGCUGAAAGAGAGUCGGCCCAAAGGGUUUUGA